This is a messenger RNA of Drosophila albomicans, 964 nucleotides long. RefSeq lists its product as uncharacterized. NCBI's taxonomy places the organism in Eukaryota, Metazoa, Arthropoda, Insecta, Diptera, Drosophilidae. The record is from RefSeq and is a predicted model, not a curated record.
CUCGAGGCAGCCAUCACGCAAAGGUGACAAAGCUUUGACAUUGCAAGCCAAAAAUUGGAUUUUAAGGCGACACAUAAAAUGCGCGGAUUUAUUGUUCUCUCACUGCUGGCAGCAGUCGCCAAUGCAGAUGUGGGUGGCUACAACUACGGUGCAGGCAUUGGCAGCACUUCUUCUGGCGGCUCGUUGACAAGUGGCUCUCUAUCUGGAGGCUCGCUGUCUUCCAAUCAGCUAUCUGGUGGCUCUGUCUCGGGUGGCUUACUGCUGGGCGACAGCUCAACUGGCUCAUCGGUGGACUACGCCAACAACAAUCAACAGCAGCAGCCCGAGUAUGCCAACGCAGAGUUCAAUAAAGAGUUCUUUACUUAUUCAGCGCCCGAGGCUGACUUUGAGGACAACAGAAGUGUCGGCGAUUUGGCUGCCUCGCUAAAGCGCAAUCUGCGUGUGCUCUUCAUUCGUGCGCCCGAGAACAAGGGUCUGGAGAAUGCCGCAUUGUCGCUGGCCAAACAGGCGGCCGAACAACAGACAGCCAUCUAUGUGCUGACCAAGCAGGGAGAUCUCUCCAGUCUGGCCAACAAGCUGCAGAAUCUGAACCACGUCAGCGCCAAACGUCCUGAGGUGCACUUUGUCAAAUAUCGCACCCCCGAAGAUGCCAUCAAUGCGCAGCGCACCAUCCAGCAGGAAUAUGACCGCUUGGGCGGCUCUUCCAUCUCACACAAUGGCGGCGUUGCCCCCGUGCUUGACUUUGCUUCGAAGCAAUUGGUGCAACAGCAGCAGCCGCUGCUUAUCGACGAGCGCCGAUCGGGUGGCAUUAGUGUGGACUCAAUUGGCAAUGGCAAUGGAGGCUCAGUUGUUUCGGAGCUGGAGGCGCCUGCUGCCUACGUUGCGCCAGCGGCAACGUCGCCUGGUGCCACUUACUUGCCAGUGAACAAGGCCAAGUAGGAGUGGAGCAUUCAUUGUUUCUCAA